Molecule: messenger RNA, 8911 nt
Organism: Podarcis lilfordi (Lilford's wall lizard)
Lineage: Eukaryota; Metazoa; Chordata; Lepidosauria; Squamata; Lacertidae
Source: the annotation of a GenBank genome assembly
AUGCGUAAGAAACAAAUGAAAUUCAUAGGCAGAGAACUCAUGGCCCGCCUGAAAAAGAGCACCUAUGAUGUUCUGUUUGCGGACCUGAUCUCACCCUGUGGCGACCUCAUUGCUCUGAAGUUAAACAUCCCAUUUCUGUUCACCGUAAGGGUCACGCCAGCCUCAACGCUGGAGAGACACUGUGGCAAAAUGCCUGUUCCUCCUUCGUAUGUUCCAGCUAUCAUGUCUGGGCUCACAGACAGAAUGUCUUUUGGAGAAAGGGUGAAGAAUAUAAUAUCUUACCUUGUGCAAGAUUAUAUUUACCAGAGCUGGUGGGGAGAGUGGGACUCUUAUUACAGUCAGGUUUUAGGUAAGCCUGUUUUCGUUUCUUCUUCCCAAAGGUAGAGUAGAUGCUCUAAAGAUGGCAAGGAUUCCAACUUCAGUCCUUGGCAUGGCCAGUUAGAAGGGGCCUCUAAGUAGCAGGAUUGGAAAGGCCUCAUCCUGGGCCUGUGUAGAGCCACGGUCAGCUGGGAAAAGACUCUACUAAGCUGGAGAGCCUACUACCUGCAAUGGAGGGAGGUGUAGAUCUCACCUGCUUUGCUCCUUUAUCGCUUCACCCAGUUGCUCUGCCUGCUGUAUUCAACUUGAAGUAGAAUAAUUUCUAAAAUGAAUUUGGAAUUGAAGCAUAGGCAUUCUUUUGGAAUUUUCCGCUCUUUCCCACCAAUGUUCAAGCAUGGAGAAAGCAAAUUUGAUAUUGUAGCUAUUGUUCCACCAGCAUUCUUUUGUGCUGCUUUAUUUACUGAUGUGUUCUUCUGGGGUUUGGGAAGAAACUUUGUUUGGUUUGCAAUAUUAUGUGAACCUUCCUAAAUUGCAUUUAAUAAUAAUAAAUAUAAUAAUUUUUUAUUUAUACCCCGCCCUUCCCAGUUUGGAGGCUAACAGCAAAUUGAUUAAAAUGUGAUUUUAAAACAACAUAAAAUGCAGCAUCAGUAUCAAUAAAAUUUGAAAAUUCAGGGGUCAUUUUUUUUGGGGGGAACCCAGUCAGUAGACAUCAAAAUGAUCACCAGCGCUAACUGGCCAAGUUGGUCCUACUAGGGCCAGCAAGGUGACCAGGGAAGAAUUUAAAUGUGGGGUCCCAGAAAGGGUUUCUUCAUAGAAGAGAAAAGGAGAAAGGGAAUAGAGGAUCAGGUUAAUUCAAAUUGAAGGCCAGGUGGAAGAGCUCUGUCUUACAGGCCCUGCCGAAGGAGAUCAAGUCCUGCAGGGCCCUAGUCUCGUGGGACAGAGCAUUCCACCAGGUUGGAGCCAUCACUGAAAAAGCCCUUAUUAUUUCCUUAAAUAAUUAUUUCCUUAAGUUAUUUCCUUAAAUAACACACACACACGGAGACACAAGCUUGCAGCUUCCUGAAUUUUGCGAUGCCGUUCAACCAACCCAAUAAUUUGUACAAAAUAUGUGUAUGUGCAUCGCACACUUGUGGAUCAGUAACGUAGAAAGAGAAAGAGACGCAAGGAAGAUGGAGGAAUCAAAAGCUUCUGCAAAUGGUGUUUGCCCUCAUGUUGUAUACACAACUCAGUAACAAGAGGCGGAACAAUGAAGGUGUUUCUUUUGCUUUGGUUCCAGUGCCUUAGCAACAACUCUUUGGACCUAGAAGGUCCUGAGAUCUAUAUAUCCUGCCAGAAGCUUUCACUCCACCAGCCCUGGGAUCUUAAUAGCCCUUUUCAGACAUUUGUCUGAAUGUGUGUGUGCUGAAGGUGGGGAGGAAGGAGCAUGAAUACAUGGUCUCCUCCCCCAGUUGCUGCCCUGCCCACUUUUGUGCUCCAGAUAUUUUGGGCUACAACUUCCAUUAGCUCCAUCCAGCAACUGGAAGCAUCAGGUUGGGGAAGGCUGGUCUUACCAGUUCUGAUUCACAUUCAGCUACCAGUGCUGACUUCAGAGCUAAGGGUUCUUUCAAAAAAUAUCAGACAUGGAUUUUCCUCUGAAAGAAUAUCCAUCAAGGAGCCACCGCCCAUCUUGGUUCCUAAUGAAUAAGUGUACAUGUAUUUUUUCAAGCACAGCUUUGUCCCCAACUAUUGUUCAAAUCUUUAGGUGUUCAUUUGAAAUGUAAUGUGCAAACUAGCUUUCAAUAUUUCUAGAAACGAGUUUGCCAAAACCUUUGCAUUUGUGAAGUAACUCCGUUUCUCUUCCUCAUUCAUCAGGGAGACCCACAACUCGUUGUGAAGUGAUAGGGAAAGCAGAUAUCUGGUUGAUCCGCACCUACUGGGACUUUGAAUUCCCGCUGCCUUUCCUACCAAAUUUUGAAUUUGUGGGGGGUCUGCACUGUCAGCCAGCCAAGCCUUUGCCAGAGGUAAUUCUCUCGCUUGACCUUCACUUGUGCAUGAUAACCAUGCCUGGAUCUUGUUCAAAGCACCUCCAGGGAAGGGGAGGGCGUGUGGUGGCAUGAUAAAGAAGUGGCAAGGUCAACUUAGUUUACAGAGGUGCCACUUGGGCCCCACACUGUGGGUGCCCAACAUUGGUGCGCACGGCACCACGCCGUAAUGACGUCAUAAUGUUGUGGGAUGUAAGAAUCAGGUGCAGUCAAACACAACAUGGCUAGAGUAGAUAUGAAGGUUGUCUCAGUCCUCCAGCCGGAACUUCCUGCUUUCCAGGACUGAGACGAAACUUCCUAUGUGUAACUUGAGAUGGGCGUGGCCUCUCUUGUAGUAGAAAGAACCAGAACCACAGGCUGGCGACCAUCUUGUCUGUCUUGUCUCUAUCAAUGCCAUCUUAACAAGAGCACUACUAAGAUGUACCCUUGGCUCCAGGCCCAUAAGGAGAUAGUCACCACAUUUAAACUAUGUUCUAACCUUUUAAGUCUGCCUUCUAGGUAUCUUUGUGUGAACAGAUGAUUACUUGUGAGUAAACAUUUUAUACUUUACAGAAGACUGUGUAGCAUCUUAUUUUAGGAGGGAUUAAACGGGGAAAAUACCAGGAAAUAUUUACAGUGACUCUAACAAGUCUGAGCAAGCUUUCUGCUGUGCGUGUGUUUAAAAGGGGGAAUGUUAACUCUGCUGAUUUUGUUGAACUUGUAAAGACAAGUUGGGAUAGGAUAUCUUAGACAAUAUAUCCUCCCCCGCAUCCCUAAACAUUCCCAGAAAUGUGACAUGAGGCAAUGACAUCACGGCAUGGAGCACCAUCGUGAUGACACAGCGCAUGCGCUACGGAGGCCACCGGGCAUUGAGCACUGCGGCUGCCUCCAUGCACCACCAUGUAUUGCAGCUACUGACACAGCGCACCACCCAUAGCUGCUGCACACCGCCUUACCAGCUGAGUCACCACCGCAGCAGCCUUACUAUCGUGUGGGUUUGCGGCAACAUUCAGAGUGGCAGAAUAGGUAGAAGAGCACAUCUGAUGUGUGGAACACACAGUCUACUCAUUGUAGCAGCUGUUCAUUCCAACAAAGCUUGUGAAGACACAUGGAUUGUGUCCCAUGUUUAUGUAGAGGGGUGUGGGGUGCUUUCUGGGUGGGCUACAAGCUUAAAGUUAAAGGCACAGUAGAAAAAGUGGGGAAUCGGUGUCUCCAACUGAUGUGACCUGUGGUUCUGCUUGUUGUCUGCCCUGCACCCUACCUCUACAGUCCUACAGGCCAGUGGUUGCCAUUGGAACCCCCUUCUGAGGAGCCUGAAACAUACAGUAGUUUGAAAACUGGACCUUAAAGACCACCUUCUCUGUUACAAGCCAGCACACCUUUAAACAUUGCUACAGAGCCUAGGACAUGCCAAUCGGAAGGUCGCGGUUCAAAUCCCCACGACGAGGUGAGCUCCCGUUGCUUGAUCCCAGCUCCUGCCAACCUAGCAGUUCGAAAGCACGUCAAAGUGCAAGUAGAUAAAUAGGUACCACUCCGGCGGGAAGGUAAACGGCAUUUCUGUGUGCUGCUCUGGUUCGCCAGAAGCGGCUUAGUCAUGCUGGCCACAUGACCCAGAAGCUGUACGCCGGCUCCCUCGGCCAAUAAAGCGAGAUGAGCACCGCAACCCCAGAGUCAGCCAUGACUGGACCUAAUGGUCAGGGGUCCCUUUACCUUUACUCAUGCAUUAGGUUUAAAAGCAUGGAGAAAUGUUGUUUGUUUGAUUGUUUAUAAAGAUGGCUUUUAUCUCUUGACAGGAAAUGGAAGAAUUUGUCCAGAGUUCAGGGGAGCAUGUCAUUGUGGUGUUUUCUCUGGGCUCUCUUGUUGCAAGCUUAACAGAUGAAAGAAUAACAUGCUUGCAUCAGCACUCAGCCAACUUCCACAGAAGGUCAAUGUUCAUGUCAUUUGGUUAAAAAUGCAGUUGUAAACAGUACUGGAUUUAUGAAAAUGCUGCCCUCAUUUCCUUAUCCCUGCCAUGAUAAGGGAACACUUUCCACAUUUGUUUUCCUUAAAAUCUACCCGUACUUAAACAUCAUCACUUUUUAAAAAAUAAAUAAAAAUUAAUUAUUUAUUGAGUACAAAUUAGAAAAAAAUACAAAUAUACCAAAAAAAGGAAAAUACAUGUAACCAAGAGAAAAUUAGAAAAGAUUUUACCUCUUCUCAUAUUUACAAUUAUUUACACCUCUACAAAACAAUAUUCACAAUAAAGAAAAGAAAUGAAAGGUAAAAUAUAAAAGAAAAGAACAAGAAGAAGAUAACGAAAAGGAAGAAAUAAGAUCAAAAAUGAGAGUUUUAAAAGUAGGUAAGUAUUCACUAUACUUUUUAUUUUUGUAGAUUAUGAGAAUUCUGAACAGCAGUGUUUUGGGUUGUUUUCAGAUGACCUAUUUGCUGAGCGUUCAUCCUGUUUUAUUUGCACAAGGUUUGCAGGGGGACUACAGUAUGUUUGUAGGAAAGUUAUAGGAUGUUGCAUCAAGAAAUGGUUACCCCACACUUUCCAGGGCAAUUUCCUGCCACUUUCCUUCCCACAAAAAAGUCCAAUUUUGGGGAAGCAGGUUUGUUGUUCAAGAGUGCCAAAUCCACUUUAAUUGUGCAGCUCAAAUUUAAUUUUGCACCUUGUAUAUCUUCGUAAGUAUAAAUGCCCUAUUAGUUGCCUACUAUCUUAAUGUUGCCUGUCACCCCAAUCUCUGAGCGGUGUGAGCAGUGUUAGAAACUGAGAUUUGAAAGCUAGGAGCUAAAUAGCACCUUAAACCUAAGUUAUGGGCACAACAACGGAAUGUCUAGGUGCGCUUUUUUUAAUAACAAGAAUACAAAGCUAAAAAUGAAUGAAUUGCAGCUAAAAUAUUAUAUUCAUUUUUCACAUGGUCUAGUCCUUCUGCUGCCCACCCCCCUAAUAUUAUUAAGAGCAUCUCUUCUCCAGUCUUCAGAGAGUAACUGGAAGUGGGCAGGCAGGAAAAAGGUCCUCCUUUCCUUCCACUCUGCAGUUUUCUUCUGAAAUCUCAGACAUAGUACUGCGCCCAGAGUUCAGAAACUGCUCACGCUAAUGAAAUUCCCUGUUGCAAAAUAUGCCUAGAACAAUGGGAUUUUUGAACACUGGGUGUGAGGUUCUAGGGGUUCCAUGCACUUACCCAGGGUCUGUGUUUCCUUUUGGAAAUGAGGCACAAUGGAGACUGUGGUGUCUUCAGGAUAUAUGGUUUAUUUAUGCAUAUAUACAACCAAAGCCUGCGAUGGAGGGGUUCACAGCAUGAACACCCCUAGUGGGUCUUCUUUCUCCCAUAGCUGCAGCUUUGGAUUCAAACAGACAUCCAACAUCUCUCUCCCUCUCCCUCCCUCCCUCCCCUCCCCUCCCCUCCUUCUCUCUCUCUCUCUCUCUCUCUCUGCAGCUUGCUGCUUUCCUUCCUGGUCACAUCACACAAAUGGGCUUGAUUAAAUUCAAACGCUAGAUCCAGGGAUUUACAGAUGUCUAGCGCCCACAAACUCAUAAUAUUAAUAUAUGUUAUAGGCUCAGAUGUACUCCAGAAAUAUGGUGCACGAUCAUUUUACUGUCACUAAAGAAAGUGGUUAAGCAGCUAGUGUUGAUGAGCCAUAUUAGAAAACAGAUGGGCCAACAGUUAUUGGAGAAGCUUUCAGAAUCAACAUGGUCCUGUUUAAAAGCCAAGCAAAAUGAGUAGACGGCCUGUGAGCCAGUUUAGUUUUCUUUGCAGUCUGAGUUACAGAUAACAGUUUUUCCUCCCCCCCCCCCCGAUCCAGGUUCUUUGGCGCCACAAAGGGAAAAGGCCAGAAACCUUAGGAGCUAACACCAGGCUUUAUGAAUGGAUACCACAAAAUGAUCUUCUGGGUAAGAGAGACUUCAUGUUUCAUUGCACCUUUGGCUUCAUUGCAGCGUUCUGCCAAUCCCUAGGAAAUAUCUCCUCCAUCCUCACUUUCCUCACUCACUGACAGCCCUGGAUAGUGGUAGCAAUGAGCAUCUUCCCCUUCAUUUAUUCCAUUCCUAAUCAGUAGCUUCACCCUGCCCCUUGUAUUCUGUUAUGCCUGUUUUAUUGCUGAGCUUGGAUCAUUUUCAAAAUUAAUCACAGAAAUGGCAAUGUGUGUGUUGGGCAGGGAAGAAGGGAAGAUGCAAACUGGAAAAUGGUGAGUGCACACAUGCUGUAGCCCAGGGGUUGGCAACCUAAGACCCAUGGGGUCGUUUAACUGGCCCAUGAGCCGCCCCUGAACCAAGCCACCCACUCGGUGAGUCCCCGCACGCUGCGCUAAACCGGCGCAGCGCAGCGCAGGGACUCACUUUCGCGGCGCCGGAAACUGCAUCUGUGCAGAUGUAGAUGCCGGAAAUCGUGUCUGUGCAGACGCAGGUGCCGGAAAUCAUAGGCAGGCGGGUGAUCUGGCCCACGAAGGGAUCUCCGCUGGAGUGAACUGGCCCAUGGAAGGUAAACCUUGCUGACCCCCGCUGUAGCCUGAAAAAGGACAUUUACAAAACACAGAAAAGAACUGUGGUUUGCUUAUGCAUUGACAACACACCAUAGCUCCAAAGAUCCAGGGAAAUGUUUGGAUGGGGAGAAUCUCGACGUUUCCUUUCUAAAUGGUCAAGGAUGCACCUUGUAGGCUUCUGCACAUUCCUUUCUCACCUACGGCUUUCUGGUUUGACCUGACUCCUUGUCUGGUGCAAGCUGUUGGAAGAAGCUCUUUGGUUGUGCUUCUCCUGACCAAUAGUAGAGGCAGAUCAUUAUCCAGAAUGGAUGCUGGUUGACCUGCCCCCGACUGCACAAUAUAAGAUAUAAACUGUCUCUGCUGUUUGCUUCUAGUCCUUCUCCAGGCCUCCUGCCAUCACCAAUUUGUAGAGUUCUAGAUCAAACUAUUAUUCUUCACAGCUGUUUCCCAUACUUCCCCCCUCUCCAGUUUCUGCUAGAGUAGGCCAGCUUCUCUUGGGUGCAAUUUCUUGGAAUCCUUGGGGGAAAGGGCAAAGAGGCAGGGGAAACAGCUGGGGUACACCCCAAGGAAAGCCAAGGCCCCAGACAGUGCUAAAUUUUUAGUACUUUGUGUUUUCAACUAUUCAGGACACCAAGGACUGCAAACUCUCUCUGUUUCACAAAGCUGUUGUUGUGUGCUUGGCCAGAGUCAGCGUUGAGUUCUAGAAACAUUACUAUGUAUAGUGAACUGCAAUCUCCAGAGAUUGCCUGACAGUUGGACUAUGCUGGGCACUGUUGCUAAGAAUCAAUGAUAAUAACCUACUUGUCACAUCCCAUAGUCAACAGAGUCUCAUCUUCUCCUUCCAGGACAUCCCAAGACCAAAGCCUUCAUAACACAUGGUGGGAUCAAUGGGAUUUAUGAAGCUAUUUACCAUGGCGUUCCCACAGUGGGGAUUCCCAUGUUUGCUGACCAGCCUGACAAUAUUGAGCACAUGAAGGCAAAGGGGAUGGCUGUGGGGCUGGACAUCCAGACAAUGGAUGCAGAAGAUUUAGUGGAUGCUGUGAAGGCUGUCAUUCUCAACGCCACGUGAGUCAAUCGCAAACUCUCCUCUGAAGAAGACAUCUGAAGGAAGCCCUGUUUAGGGAAGUUUUUAAUGUUUGAAGUGUUAUUCUGUUUUUAGUGUUUUGUUGGGAGCCACUCAGAGAGGCUGGGGAAAUCCAGCCAGAUGGGUGGGGUAUAAAUAAAAUUAUUAUUAUUAUUAUUAUUAUUAUUAUUAUUAUUAAUUAAAGACUGCCGUCCUUUGAGUUCUGGCUCUAUACUAAUUUGUUCUUAUUUCUCUAUCUUCUCCCUACCCAAUCCUCCAGAUAUAAGGAAAAUGCAAUGAGACUGUCACAGAUCCAGCAUGACCAACCAAUAAAGCCACUGGACCGGGCUGUCUUGUGGAUUGAGUUUCUUAUGUUAAUAGACUUCCCUCUAUCUCUUUGCGGAUUCCAUAUUUCUCUUACAUUUAAGUAAUCCGUAUUCCAUUAUUAAAAAAGAAAAUUCCCUUAUAUCUGUGAAGUUAGUCUAGGCACAGCCCAGUGUUGUUAUUGGAACCAUAUUUUGUCAGAUAAUUUUUAAAGCCAUCCCAUUCAGGACCAGACAUUUCAUGGGGUGUCAAUUCCACUUUCCCUGUCUCAUGAGGACUCUACUGGGGUUCUUCAACACUCUUAAGUUCCUUUCCUUCUUCCUUGGGCUCCGAGCUCCACAUCCAUGACACCACAAACGGGACUUGUAACACCUGCUAAACUGCAAUGGCAACGUGAGUUUGGGCCCUAUUCCAAUUUGUUCAUCCUUUUCUCUCUUUCCCCCUCCCCUUCUUUAUCCAAUCCUCCAGGUAUCAGGAAAAUGCAAUGAGGCUGUCACAGAUCCACCAUGACCAACCGAUAAAGCCGCUGGACCGGGCUGUCUUUUGGAUUGAGUUUGUCGUGUGCCAGAAAGAGGCUAAACACUUGAGAGCAGCUGCCCAUCACUUGACCUGGUACCAAUAUCACUCCCUGGACGUCAUUGCCUUCUUGAUCGGUUGCAUGGCAGUUUUCAUAUUCAUUGCUGUUAAAUGCUGUUUAUUUUGUUGUCGGAAAUGUGGCAGGAUUAUUAGGAAAACCAAAACAGAGUAG